Drosophila melanogaster (fruit fly) is the source of this 1252-nucleotide messenger RNA. RefSeq lists its product as uncharacterized. The record is from RefSeq and is marked reviewed. Gene Ontology annotation, cellular component: anchoring junction; cytoplasm. NCBI's taxonomy places the organism in Eukaryota, Metazoa, Arthropoda, Insecta, Diptera, Drosophilidae. The transcript is spliced from 5 exons. The coding region runs from base 273 to 812 and encodes 179 amino acids.
UUUCAGUUUCUUGGCCGACGUUCGCCGGUUCGGUUCGCUUCGAUCCGAUCCACUUCGAUAUAUAUAUAUAACCACACUAUAUAACCCACCAAAUACGAAUCGCAGUGUUUUUCGAUUUUUUUUAUUUCGCGCUCUGCAAACGUUUCGCGUGUUUUUGUUGCCGACACUGCCCUUUCUAUCCCGGUUUUCAACUGAAAUUUGCACGGUAUACGUGUGUAAAUAACACAGAGAAGCGCACAAGCCAGCAGAAACAACAAAAAACAGCACACAAAAUGUCGGAGCAACCGUCCAUCUGUCACAAGUGCAAUGAGGUCAUCCAACUGCGCAUCAUUACCGCUCUGGGCAAGACCUGGCAUCCGGAGCACUUCGUCUGCAAGGACUGCCAAUGUCCCAUCACCGAGGCCUCCUUCAACAUCAAUGAUGGUCAGCCCGUCUGCUCCGCCUGCUUCGUGUCGAACUACUCGGGCAUCUGUCACGGCUGCAAACGUCCCAUUCUGGAGCGCACCAUCAAGGCCAUGGGUGAGACGUGGCAUGAGGAAUGUUUCUUGUGCCGCGGACCCUGCAUGCAGCAAUUGGCGGGCUCCUCCUUCUACGAGCACGAUGGGCUUCCCUACUGCCGGACAGACUUCGAGCAUAUGUUCGCCGCCCGCUGCGGCAAUUGCAAAGCUCCCAUUACGGAGAACGCGAUCGUGGCCCUCGACGCCAAGUGGCAUCGGGAGUGCUUCAAGUGCAAGAAAUGCAAAACACCCAUCACGGCCAGUUCCUUUGUCGUGGAGGAUAACCAACCGUUGUGCAAGGCCUGCUCCGAUUAAAGAAUCCGGAACGCAACCAUUUCACAUCGCUAUCCAUGUAUAUUAUCUAUUCUUAUGGUAUUUGUAGUAAUCCAAUUUGUUGAUCCAAUCGCCGGGGAACGCAGCAACAGCAGCAAGGUCGUGGAUGUGAAAAUGGAAAAUUUGGGAAAUUUGGAAAAUUUGGAAAAUUCCGUUUUUAAAUUUUACAGGAACACGAGAAGUGCAUUCAAAUGGUGUGGAGCUGUUGGUGGGCGUAGAUGGAUUGUUAAUGCUUAAAUUAAUUACAUUUCUCUUUUGCUAUCUCACUCACUCACACGACCACGCCCACGCCCAGAGCCACGCCCACAACCACGCCACCCACUACGAUUCUCCACUUGCACAAAAAUAUCUGAUAAAUGGUAUAUAAAAAAAUAAUCUUUGAAUCAUUGUUGAUAUCUCUUACAAAUAAACAAAAUACAAAC